AUGCCGAUCCCAUGCGUGAGCGCGGGGACGGGACUGACCACCCCUUCGCCCCCCGCCAGCCCCAAGAAGGGCCGUUCGCUCAACAAGGUGAAGUCCCCAGGCACCGUACGGCGCCUCUCCAUGAAGAUGAAGAAGCUGCCGGAGCUACGGAGGAAGCUGAGCCUACGCAGCACCCAGCUGCUGGCGAAAGCCGGGGCGCGUGCCGAACCGGAGGAUGGGGAGAACGGGCUGGAUGUGGGCGCUUUCCGCCCCUACAGCUGCGGCGAGACGCCGCCGCGGUGCGGGCAGCACAUCUCGGGGCUGGUGAGCGUUCACCUCCAUGGCGUACGGGACCUGAAGCCACCACGGGCCGAAGCCCGGGAGGUUUUCUGCGUGUUGCAGGUAGACGCGGCCAACCGGGCUCGCACGGCUUUGCUGCCCUGCAAGACGGCGUUCCUCGGCCUCAACCAUACCUUCAACCUGGAGCUGGAGGGCGCCCGGCACCUCAAGGUGAUGGUCUUCUCCUGGGAUCCCACAUCCUGCUGCCACGGCACCGUGGUCCUGCCCCACAUCUUCAGAGGUUGCCGGGCCCAGCAGCUGGCGGUGCGGCUGCAACCUCGCGGUGUCCUCUACUCCAAAUUCACUUUGGUGGAGCAAUGGGAGAGUCCCGGUGAGCGGGAGCCCCGUGUCUUCGGGAUCCUCAAGGAUUACCUGCGGGAGCUGCCCACGCCGCUCAUCACCCCCACGCUCUACCACGUCGUGCUGGAGGCCAUGGCCAAGCGACCCCCCCGGAGCCCCCCGGGAGAGCGGGACGCUGUCACCCUGCUCGACUGCCUGCCUGAUGUUGAGAAG
This is a messenger RNA of Phaethon lepturus (White-tailed tropicbird), 831 nucleotides long. RefSeq names its product synapse defective 1, Rho GTPase, homolog 1 (C. elegans) (gene SYDE1). Gene Ontology annotation, biological process: signal transduction. NCBI's taxonomy places the organism in Eukaryota, Metazoa, Chordata, Aves, Phaethontiformes, Phaethontidae. The transcript is spliced from 5 exons. The record is from RefSeq and is a predicted model, not a curated record. The annotation marks the transcript as partial.